This is a messenger RNA of Dendrobium catenatum, 1542 nucleotides long. RefSeq names its product GDSL esterase/lipase At1g74460. The transcript has 5 exons. NCBI's taxonomy places the organism in Eukaryota, Viridiplantae, Streptophyta, Magnoliopsida, Asparagales, Orchidaceae. Gene Ontology annotation, molecular function: hydrolase activity, acting on ester bonds. The coding region runs from base 419 to 1504 and encodes 361 amino acids. The record is from RefSeq and is a predicted model, not a curated record.
ACAAGCUUUUAAAAUAAUAAUUUUCUCCACAAUAAUUUUACAAUCACCUUUAUAAAAAAUUACGUGUCAGACCCUUAGUGUAAACAUAUGGCAUGUUCUCGCAUUACUUUACUCCAGCAUCACUUACCAUGGAUAAACUAAAAUGUAAAACCAAAGUUUGAAGAAUGUCUGACCAACCAAAUCUACUAAGCCAACUCCUCCGAUAGCAGUCAUAACUAAAAUGUCAGUCACAACUUUGUUGAAGUUAGGUCAGGGUUUGUUGAUCCAACCCUUCUAAUUCCACUUUCCAGCUUCCGUUCCCUUCUCCUCCUCUUCAACUCUACUCUCAACUGCAAUACAAGUACUUCCUUAGCAUUUUUCUUUACUCUUCUCUGUUUAAAUAAGACCAGAAAAGCUGUUCCGAAAUCUCAUCAGAGCAAUGGAUCAGUUCAACAAAGGAGUAAAGGUAGUCAUUUUCAUUCUUAUGGUUGCAACUAUAGGGUCAGAAGAAAGGAGAUGUUAUUGCAAGGUUGUUCAGUUCAUCUUUGGCGAUUCGCUCUCUGAUGUUGGGAACAAUAACUAUCUCAGUAAGAGCUUGGCUCGUGCUGCUUUGCCAUGGUAUGGGAUUGAUUUCGGUAGAGGAAUGCCCAAUGGAAGGUUCACUAAUGGCCGCACCAUUGCUGAUAUAGUAGGUGACAGAAUGGGUCUCCCAAGGCCGCCAGCUUUCCUAGACCCUACACUGGAUGAUGAGACUAUACUCAAUAGUGGAGUGAGCUAUGCAUCAGGAGGUGGUGGCAUCUUGAAUGAAACUUCAUCUCUUUUUAUUCAACGAUUUUCACUUUCCAAGCAAAUCGAAUUGUUUCAAGGAACUCAAGAAAUGAUAAAGAUGAAGAUUGGCGAGACAGCUGCAACCAAUUUCUUCCAGCAAGCUCACUAUGUUGUAGCUCUGGGUAGCAACGAUUAUAUCAACAACUUUCUCUUGCCAGUCUAUGCUGAUUCAUGGACUUAUAAUGGAGAGACCUUCACAAACUACGUCAUAGCUUCACUUGACGGCCAACUAAGACUUUUGCACUCUCUUGGUGCGCGGAAACUUACUUUCUUUGGUUUGGGGCCUAUGGGAUGCAUCCCCUUACAGAGGUUCUUGACAUUAUCAGGAGAGUGUCAGGAAUCUACCAACAAACUAUCCAUUAUGUUCAACAACAAAGCCAAGAAUGUCCUUGAGACUCUAUCAAAAACUCUUCCAAAUGCUACUUAUCUAUUUGGAGAUGCCUAUGAUAUCUUUCAGGAUCUUAUUAAUCGCCCUGAGAUAUAUGGUUUCUCAAACUCAAAUGAGCCGUGCUGUAGAGUAGCCAAAAUUAGGCCUACACUUACGUGCACCCCAUUGUCAUCAUUGUGUAAGGAUAGAAGCAAGUAUGUGUUCUGGGAUGAGUACCACCCUACAGAUAAAGCAAAUGAGGUGAUAGCAAAUGCAGUUGUUGCAAAGCUUGGGCUUGCAAAGCCAUCAAAUGGAACACAUAAUUCGUAGCUUCCAGACUUUGUAAUUUUGAUGGUAAUGUAGUGUAA